CAUUUCACUAGAACACUCUAUCUCACUCCUUCGUCGUCAUCUCUGUUCCAGUGGAAGCUAAAACCAUCGCAAUGUCUCUCACUGGUAACCGCUUCUUGAUCCUCCAGACUCCUCCUCCUCGCGCUUCCUUCGUCUCUACACCUCCCUUCUCCCGCCUCCCGCUGAAGCGAGCUUCUCCCGGUGGUGCUACCUCUUCUUCCGCCGUCGCUGGCUGCCGUGUCUUAUCUCCGACAAGGUGUAACACGAUCGUUUCAACUCGCCGACGACUCGUCCCUAUUCGUGCAAUUGACUCAGACAUUCCUCAUCCGAUUAAAGAAUACGAAGAAUGGGACUCAUGGACUGCCAAGUUCUCCGGCGGAGCCAACGUCCCGUUUCUGAUGCUGCAGUUGCCACAGAUCAUCCUCAAUGCUCAGAAUCUUUUGGCCGGAAACAACACCGCCCUCUCCGCCGUCCCAUGGCUGGGGAUGUUGACUGGUUUGUUAGGGAACCUUUCGUUGCUUUCUUAUUUCGCAAAGAAGAGAGAAAAGGAAGCAGCUGUGGUGCAAACACUUGGAGUUAUCUCCACCUACGUUGUCCUUGUGCAGCUCACAAUGGCUGGAGCUAUGCCUGUGCAAUAUUUUGUUGCUACUUCCGCCGUUGUGACGGUUGGUUUGGUGUUGAACUGUUUGUUUUAUUUUGGUAAGCUUGGGACGACUGUGUGGGGAUUGUGGGAAGACUUUAUCACUGUUGGUGGACUCUCCGUUCUUCCUCAAAUCAUGUGGUCAACUUUUGUCCCUCUGGUACCGAACAGUAUAUUGCCUGGGGCAAGUGCUUUUGUUAUUGCUGUAGCGGCUGUGAUCAUGGCUCGAACAGGGAAACUCUCAGAGGAAGGUGUUAGGUUUGUUGGUUCUUUAUCUGGAUGGACAGCGACACUUAUGUUCAUGUGGAUGCCAGUUUCCCAAAUGUGGACAAACUUCCUAAACCCAGAAAACAUAAAAGGCUUAUCACCAAUCACAAUGGUACUUGCGAUGAUGGGAAACGGGCUUAUGAUCCCACGAGCAUUAUUUAUCCGCGAUUUGAUGUGGUUCACCGGUUCAAUGUGGGCAACUCUCUUUUAUGGAUACGGGAACAUUCUGUGCUUAUACAUGUUAAACUGCACCAGCAAGUCAUUCUUUGCGGCGGCAACAAUUGGUUUGAUCUCAUGGAUAGGACUUGCUUUGUGGAGAGAUGCAACGGCUUAUGGUCACAACUCGCCGUUUAGAUCACUGAAGGAGCUGGUUUUUGGGCCGUAACACAGUAGAGUUAAAACGCCGGUUGCUUCAAGCAAGCAAGUAUAUAAGGUUUACUUGUUUGUGCCAAGGUACUCAAGGACCAAGUCCAUUGUAUUAUAUCCAAGUUCUUGUAUAAAACGCAUACUCAAUGCUACUAUUACUACUUUCAUUGAAUCAUAAUAGCUGAACCACAAGAUGUUAUAAGCCAAGUAAGCAUUGCUCGGAAACUUAUGGGUUUUAAUGUUUAUUUAUGUAGCCUA
Messenger RNA from Brassica napus (rape), 1510 nucleotides. RefSeq names its product maltose excess protein 1, chloroplastic. The record is from RefSeq and is a predicted model, not a curated record. Bases 72 to 1271 code for a protein of 399 amino acids. The transcript is spliced from 8 exons. Lineage: Eukaryota; Viridiplantae; Streptophyta; Magnoliopsida; Brassicales; Brassicaceae. Gene Ontology annotation, molecular function: maltose transmembrane transporter activity. Gene Ontology annotation, cellular component: chloroplast envelope.